Messenger RNA from Aspergillus japonicus CBS 114.51, 1688 nucleotides. RefSeq names its product putative Cu-dependent DNA-binding protein. Gene Ontology annotation, cellular component: nucleus. Gene Ontology annotation, molecular function: DNA-binding transcription factor activity, RNA polymerase II-specific; RNA polymerase II cis-regulatory region sequence-specific DNA binding; copper ion binding. NCBI's taxonomy places the organism in Eukaryota, Fungi, Ascomycota, Eurotiomycetes, Eurotiales, Aspergillaceae. The transcript is spliced from 3 exons. The record is from RefSeq and is a predicted model, not a curated record. Gene Ontology annotation, biological process: positive regulation of transcription by RNA polymerase II; intracellular iron ion homeostasis; intracellular copper ion homeostasis. Bases 462 to 1235 code for a protein of 257 amino acids.
CCAGGAACGGACCCUCCCCCCCCCCCCAAUCCCCCCAUAUUGCGGCAAAAUGUGAGCCAAAAACCGCGCAUGCAAUCAUUUCCCUUGCACACGAAGCUCAGGACCCUACCCCCUCUCUUACUACAGAGUACGGAGUACUGUACUGUACUUUCUCUACCGAGCUUCCUUUUUGCACCGUACACACACACACACACACAGUAUACAGUCCUUGCCAUCCAUGUAGUCGAUCCGUGGCUGUGCCCGUUCCCCAUCCCCAUGCGGCUUUGCCUUUUUCUGAAGUAAUCUGUAGCAGGUUCAUUUCCCCCAUCGGCGUCCUUUUUUUCAUUUUCUCGCUCGACCGCUGGUUUUUUGUCCCGCCCAUAACUUUUUGGUUGUUUGCUCUGUUACCCUAUAAAUCCUCUGCCCCGAUCCGCCUGGGAAAUCAUGGCCGCCUCUAUUCCACUCCAAUCUUCCUCCAAGGGAUGCUCAUCGACGGUGAAAAGUGGGCCUGUGAAGCUUGCGUUCGCGGUCACCGAGUGACGACCUGCAAGCACCAUGAUCGACCAUUGAUCCACAUCAACCGAAAAGGCCGGCCCUUUGCAACCUGCUCGGUCUGCAACUGCACCCCGUGCGAGGCGCCCGAGGAGCACGCCAAGCUCAAACGUGAGGUUGACGCCAAAUGUCAAGCAUCAAAAAGAGCCGCUGGCAGAUCUCCUCGUUCCACCUCGGUGGGCUCAUUGAAGCCGAUUGCGCCACGUCCUGCGCCCUCGUCCACGGGCGGUUGCGAUGGGUGCAGCAGUGGUGCAGCAGCUGCAGCUGCAGCAGCAGCAGCAGGGAUCAGGCGUGAAUCCCACUCCCCGCCCACAGGGGAUCAUCGCCCUCGAUCCACCAUCUCCGCCAGCCCCCCACCACCCCCCCAAUCUCAGCUGUAUCAACAGCAGCUGCAGACACAGGGCCACGGUCACGGCCUCAUCCCCGACACCCCCGGCGACAGUCCCCUGUACCUGCCCGGCCCUGCCUCGGCGGCCUACCCGCCGUCCCCGACGUACUGCACGAUCGGCGACGGCAUGCCCGGCGCGCUGAGCAUGGUCAACCCGCUCGACUUCGAGGGCGGGGUUGGGGUUUCGUUUGCCGACAGCGCAUCCACCGCCAUCUACGCCCUCGAGGACCUGGACGUCAGCUCUCUGCCGGUGGAGGUCUUCCAGGGGGAUUGGUCGUGGUUGGCGGAUGAGGCGGCGCUGCGGGAGGCGGUAUAACAUUUGCAGGCGGGCUGGACACUCCCGGCUCGUCUAUAUCCACAUCAAAAAACAGAAUCCGAGAAAGGAAGCGAUUGUGCAAAUGUUAUGAGUCAUGAUGUAUACGAGAAUGAUGAUGGUGUUGUUGUUGUUGUUGUUGUUGUUGUUGUUUGAGCGUGAGAUAGCGACCGCUAUUUGGGGAUGAGGGUCUUUUUGUCGGGAGCACAGAACCGUUCACCGUGAGCAACCUGUCGAUAUAGCCAGCCGUGUGGGAGGGGGUUCUGCUGCGCUCUCUUUUGGAGGGGUUGUUCUCACCUUCGGAUCGUAGGAUUUGUAUAUAGGUUCUGCGCUGGAUGUACGGCAGGGUAUAUAUAGCAAUUCGGGAUACAUUCAGCAGAUUCUGAAAUUCGGACGUCGGAGAGUGUCCCAGCAACAAGAAAGACGAGACAAUCAGACCCAGGUAUACCACCUAAC